This is a messenger RNA of Mytilus californianus (California mussel), 2223 nucleotides long. Its product is annotated as ornithine decarboxylase-like. The transcript has 12 exons. Gene Ontology annotation, cellular component: cytoplasm. The record is from RefSeq and is a predicted model, not a curated record. Gene Ontology annotation, molecular function: ornithine decarboxylase activity. Lineage: Eukaryota; Metazoa; Mollusca; Bivalvia; Mytilida; Mytilidae. The coding region runs from base 340 to 1743 and encodes 467 amino acids.
CAUUGGAUGGUCGCAAGAAACAGAAACGACCAACGUCAAACAGGGUUGUGUGGGAAUAUCUCGUAGGGAUUGAAUUUUUCACUGAGGUCUACAUACAGUAGACAAAAUUACGCCGAAAAAGGUUUCAGUUGGUUGUGAGCCGUCAGUCCAGGGAGGUUUUACAAAGGUCUACUACAUAGAAAGUCCAGAGGGGCUGCUUCGUCGAGGAGAAAAGUUUAACUUCAACGACGAACCACCGUGGGAUCCCAGCUAAUAUUUGCUAAGUGCAGGUGUUCCUUCUGGCCAGACUGUUUGUACAACCUGAUUACUAUUUCUGGACUACGACUCACUUAACCAACCAUGAAACAUUAUUUUGGUAGCAAUACCAUUGUUGAUAUAACAUCACAUCAGAAAUCCAUCAGUACUCAUAUUCAGAAGACAGUUGAUAAUCAUCAACAUGAGGAAGACGCAUUCUUUAUUGGUGACUUGGGUGACAUCAUCAAGAAACAGAAGUUAUGGCAGGAAUGUUUCCCAAGAGUUGAACCAUUCUAUGCUGUGAAAUGCAAUGACCAUUAUGCUGUUCUCAAAUUGCUGGCUGAUAUGGGCCUCUCAUUUGACUGUGCAAGCAAGGCUGAGAUCCAAAAAGUUCUAAAACUUGGAGUAGACCCAUCAAGAAUUGUAUAUGCUAAUCCCUGUAAGCAGACAUCUUUCAUUAGAUAUGCUGCCAAGAAUGACGUGUCAUUGAUGACCUUUGACAAUGAGGAUGAACUUGUAAAGGUCAAAGCAGUUUAUCCUGCUGCCAGGUUAGUUCUUCGGAUACUACCACCAUCUAAUUUCAAAGUUCAAUGUGAGCUAGGCAUGAAGUUUGGAUGUCUCCCUGGUAAAGCCUACCAUCUGUUAGAAGCAGCUAGGAAGCUUGACUUAAAUGUUGUAGGUGUCAGCUUUCAUGUAGGAAGUGGCUGUCAGGAAGCAGAGGCAUUUGAAGCUGCCAUACAGCAGGCACGUGAUGUGUUUGACAUGGGACUAAGCAUGGGAUUUGAUAUGGACUUACUGGACAUUGGAGGUGGCUUUCCAGGACAUGAAUGUGGAGGAGUUUCAAUUGAAGAGAUUGCUGAAGUAGUCAACGUAGCACUAGACAAAUACUUCCCUGGGGAUGGUGUCAGAUUUAUUGCUGAACCAGGACGUUUCUAUGUUGCUUCAGCCUUCACCAUAUCUACUAACAUCAUAGCCAAGAGAAUUGUGGCAAGAGAUCAACUUGGAAACAAUGCGGAACCUGUAGAUUUCCCUACAGCUGACGAUGAACCAGCCAUGAUGUAUUAUGUUAAUGAUGGGGUGUAUGGAUCCUUCAAUUGUCUCUUGUAUGACCAUGCUGCUGUUGUACCAACACUGCUGAAGAAAUAUGAUGAUGACAUGCUGUAUACCAGUAGCAUAUGGGGACCAACAUGUGACGGACUAGACUGUAUCAUGCCAGAAUGUAAACUUCCUGAGCUUAGGAGUGGAGAUUGGAUAUACUUCAGAGACAUGGGAGCCUACACACUUGCUUCUGCCUCAGGUUUUAAUGGCAUGCCAGCACCAAAUCAGUACUUUGUUUGUACAAUGGAUCUAUGGGAAGAAGUAUACCCCAAUUCUGAGAUGGAUGAAAAACCAGUGGAAAAGAUGAUACCAGUCAUGAAACCUGGACAUUAUCGAUAUGAAACCAUGAAGUUUAACCAGAAUGCUCUUCCAGAAGGGAUUACUGUUGGAGAUUACGAUGUUGACAUGUAAACACCAUUUAUUGUUUUCUGUGAAUCAGUACAUUGUUUUGUGUUGCUUUCAUUUUAAAACUGUAUGUGAAUGUUUUUUGAUUAUCAAGUGAACUCUUGUCCUGUAACCAAGACUUUCAUAUUCUAAUUCAUUCACUGAUAUAAAACAUGUUUUUGGGGAUAAUUUUGAAAUUGUAUAAACAUUAUUAGGAAUGACUAUUGCUUUCAAACAAUUUUCAUGGGAUCAGCAUUAUUUUAUUUCAUAUUUUUACUUUUUAUAUGUACUCAUCUAUAUAUUUUUUUCUAUAUUUAUUUUAUUUAUACAAGACCAGAUAACAAAAAAUAUUCCUUUUACUUAAGUUAAAUGAAUUAGAAUUUGAAAUGACUGAUUAAGUUACAAAAUAACAAAACAGUUAUCAGGCUGUACAGACUGUAGGAUCACCUGCAUCAGAUCACCAGAUUGGCCAGACAUCAUUAAAUAAAGUGUUUUAUUAAACAAAAA